GCUCCACUUACUAAAUAUCCGAAAAUUUUUGGUCCGGUUCGACUCUAAAAAGAACUGAAUUGGACCAUGCACAGCCCUAAGCUAGAUCUCAUCUAGCUAUUAAUUUUAAAUGUAAACUAUUUCAUCAUUAUAUUGUUAGAACCGAAUUGGACUAUGCCCAGCCCUAAGCUAGAUCUCGUCUAGCUAUUAAUUCUAAAUGUAAACUAUUUCAUCAUUAAAUUACGAUAGAGUAUGCAUAACAUCUCAGUUAUCUACUGCAAUUAGUAUGACACUAAAAGCUUGAACUCUUGCAGAUAAAUUGUAUGUUGAUGUGCUCCCCUUGUUCAGAAUUUACUAUUUGAACUGCUAUAAUGUCUAUAGUUCACUGGAAGAUCUUUGGUAACUGAUUGAAUUGUUGUUUGGUGGCUGAUGUUUUAUUUGGAAUUUACAGGUCUCCUAUUAUUUCAGGAAGCCCUGUCCCAAUGAUAUUGUGAUCUUUAAAAGCCCGCCAGCCCUUCAGGAAGUUGGAUACACAGACGAAGAUGUAUUUAUUAAACGUAUUGUUGCCAAAGAAGGUGAUAUGGUGGAGGUUCAUGAUGGAAAACUGGUUGUAAAUGGGGUUGUAAGGAAUGAAGAUUACAUUCUUGAAGUACCCAAGUAUGAAAUGAAUCAAAUUCGUGUACCAGAGAACUCUGUUUUUGUGAUGGGCGAUAAUCGAAAUAACAGCUAUGACUCGCAUGUCUGGGGUCCCCUCCCCUCGAAGAAUAUUUUAGGAAGAUCUGUGUUUCGAUAUUGGCCUCCGACCAGAGUUGGUGGUACAAUUCUUCCAGAUGGCUGCAAUACUGAAAAACAGGAGAAUAGUUUAGCUUCUCAAUGAUAUUGCCAUCGUUGUCAAUUCAGUUUCAAAAUUCGAAG
Olea europaea var. sylvestris is the source of this 894-nucleotide messenger RNA. RefSeq names its product chloroplast processing peptidase-like. The record is from RefSeq and is a predicted model, not a curated record. Gene Ontology annotation, biological process: thylakoid membrane organization. Gene Ontology annotation, molecular function: serine-type endopeptidase activity. The coding region runs from base 560 to 856 and encodes 98 amino acids. The transcript has 4 exons. NCBI's taxonomy places the organism in Eukaryota, Viridiplantae, Streptophyta, Magnoliopsida, Lamiales, Oleaceae. Gene Ontology annotation, cellular component: chloroplast thylakoid membrane.